GUUUCGCACUUUUUUCGGAAGUUCUCUUAAGCGGUGGCAACAUGUCUGGUCGCGGCAAGGGCGGGAAGGGCCUGGGCAAGGGCGGCGCCAAGCGCCACCGUAAGGUGCUGCGCGACAACAUCCAGGGCAUCACCAAGCCCGCCAUCCGGCGGCUGGCCCGGCGCGGCGGCGUCAAGCGCAUCUCCGGCCUCAUCUACGAGGAGACCCGCGGGGUGCUCAAGGUGUUCCUGGAGAACGGCAUCACCAAGCCCGCCAUCCGGCGGCUGGCCCGGCGCGGCGGCGUCAAGCGCAUCUCCGGCCUCAUCUACGAGGAGACCCGCGGGGUGCUCAAGGUGUUCCUGGAGAACGUGAUCCGGGACGCCGUCACCUACACGGAGCACGCCAAGCGCAAGACGGUCACGGCCAUGGACGUGGUCUACGCGCUCAAGCGGCAGGGCCGCACCCUCUACGGCUUCGGCGGCUGAGCGCCUAGCACCUGGUGCUACUUCCACAGACACAAAAAGGCCCUUUUUAGGGCCACCUUUAUUUUUCAUGAAAGAUCUGUAGCUUUUAUUAUAACCUUCAGAACCCAGGGGUUCAAGAGUUAUCGGGUUGCGGUUACUGUCAGAUUUGCUGUGCUUUUGUCUGAAUCUGACAGGAAACGUUGGGACUUUGAGCUGUGCCGCAGCUCUGCGGCUGUUGGGUUUAAGCCUUGGGCCACCAAUCGUUUCUUAUCGGCCGACAGGGUCACGUGGCACCGUCGGAUCUUCCAAGGAGCUUCCUUCUCGAGCACUUCCGAGUUCGAGGUCGCGUGGAUUUGUUCUCCAAAUACUAGAAAUAUUCCCAGCGCGAGAGAGCAGCUUCUGAUCUGAGAAGAUGGACCUUGAGGACACACAUUUCGGAUUCUGUUGAAUUGGUAUUCUGUGGAGAUGCUGACUACACCAUAAGGUAGACAUUAAGUCAUCAGCCCAGAGACUUCCCUUGAACUUCAGACUCAGAGACCCAGCUCUACCCACCUCACUUCUCUCCUCGGAGGUCCAUUAAUAUCCAUUUCCAAUUCCGAUAUCAUCACCACCACUAGAACAGCCUCUGUCGUCAACAUCUUGAAUUUGGAAAAUGGCGAGUCCGACCUUUCAGCGGGAGUUGUUUUCGACUCUCCAGCCCCAGUAGGUCCUGUCAGCUGUACCUAGAAGACACAGCAAGAAGGCUAGCAUUGCCCUUUCCGGCUCAUUCCCAUUGUGCUGCUCUGGCCAAGUGGCCUCACUCCCACCAUCAGUCCUGCAGCCCUUCUGCGUCCGCUGUUGCUUCUGCGCCUGCUUGUGCUCUCCUGUAGUUCACGCAGCAGCGAGAGGGAUUAUACUAAAGAACAAAUCACAUGAAGUCACUUCUCUGCUGAAAAAUUUCCAAUGGCUCUCAUUUUACUUAAAGUGAAAGUUGAAGUCCUUCAAGUGGCCUACAAGCCCUCUCUGUGGCCCUUGGUACCUCCAAUCUGUCUCCUCUUCCUCUCCUUAGCCCAGCACCAAUGGCUCUGGAACUUACUUUCUCAAAUAGGCCAAAUACACAGAUCUUUCAAAGACUCUUCCCUCUCCAUGAGUCUCUCAGCUCCCAGAUCUUUGAAGGUAUCACCCCUCACUUUCUUCACUUUUUUAUUCAAAUAGCCUUUUGGGAAGGCUGUCUGUGACGACAGUCCAGUGCCCCACGCGCCCCCGUCUGUUUUUCUCUGCUCUUGAGAAGCUUGCAGUCUAUUUGGAAAGUCGACACACACUCCCGUGAAAUGCGAAGCAAAAAUGCACACCGUCAAGGGUGCCCGAAGAGCACAACCCAAGUCUGCACCGGGAGACCUACGUGGACGCUUGCACAGGCUCGGUGCCCGGCUCAGGAGGCCUGUGAGGGCGCGGCGGGGACUUGGGCUUCACUCUGGACAACAGGAAACUGUGCAAAGUAGUAUCUCCUUUUGUCUUUCCCUACAGGGUUUUUCUCCUUGUGGAACGACUGUCGUUUCCAAAACCCACGGUUGCUCUUAGCAUAUUGUAUUUCAAUGGCGCGUGGGUAUCUCUUUCCCUGCUAGAGUGAAAUGGUACUGAAACUCUCCAGUGCCUGGAUGAGUAGAUAGGAAUGAAAUGAAGAUUAAAUGGAUUUAUGGUUAAUGAAAUGAAAUACUUCAGGGUACACAAGUAACCUUGCAGAAAGGAAAACUAUUUCUAGAAGGAUCCGUUGACAUACAAGUUUUGUGUGCAUCAAUGGUGAUUUUGGCAAAGUGCCCUGCUUUGUCCCUUGUGGGCAUCUAUAGACUUUUGGGGUCUAAGGGGUGAUUUUUCUUUCUUAUAAACAAAACCCAGUACAAGCAACGUUCAAUAGCUUAGGAGGCUUCUGUUGUUUGGUGGGAGGUUACGUGAUUUCACCAAUAUAAUUGUACAUUUUCCUUUAUUAGCUUUGUGAUUGAUAAUUCUCAGUAUAUACAAAGCAAUAUCUUAACUGCACAUAUGAGCUAUAAAGCAUAAUAUGAUGAUGAUCACAUUAGAACCCAGUUGGCAAUAUUACCAAUAAAUCGCUUUACCUACUUUUGUCCUCCUACCCCACCAGAGAUAACCAUGGUCUUGGAUUCUGUCAUUUUCUUGCCUUUUUUUCUAAUCCUUUUGAAAUCACACAUGCAUUUAAAUCGAAAUAAUAUGUGGCUUUGUUGCUUAGUCUUUGCUCUCAAAGAAUGGUGUCUGUGGAAGAAUGUUCUAUGGUUCCAGACCUCGGCAGCUCUGUCUGGCGAGAGGAUUUUACUUCCUGCCCCAGUGGCAUUCGGCUUGCUCAUGUGAUUUGCUAGGGUCAGUGACUGUGACUGAAAAUGCCAGGUGUCACUGGGUAAGCCGUGUGGGGUCUGCCUCUGUUCCUUCGGCAUGGUUCUUAGGCUGAUGAGAGGUGGACUCAACCGGUAACUGACCCCGUCAAUAAACGUGCAAAACAUAACCCUUUCUUGUACUAAGUCACUGGGAUUUGGGGAUGGUUUAUCACCACGCGAUCAACAUAAAUGGAUUGACAUCAUAUUAUAUGGCAUCUGGUUUCUGGGAAUUGCUUUAUUCAGGGAACAUUGAGUUGCCAGGUUGUCACAUGUGUCGAAAGCUCCUUUGCUUUCAUAACAAUGUUAGAUUGUGUGAUCAGGCCUUAUUCUGUCACAAUUCAUCUAUUGGUCGACAGUCGCUUUGUUGACUGCCUUAAGAAAAUUAUAGGAGGCUAUGUUGGAACGUGAAAGCUCAAGUAGAAUUUUCAUCGUGUGGAUUGCUUCAUCAUAUUCUGUUAAUAUGUGUGUGGAUUUCUUGUAAUAAUAGAAUAUAAGGCUUAACACGUGUUGAAGUGAGUAGAUAUACUUUCAGGGAAAUAGUCAAGAAAUCCGCUUUAACCUGGGUCCCUUCUCCGAUUAGCUGAGCUGUUUCAGAGACACUGUUUUCAAUUCCGAAAGGAAGGGGAUUUGAGCGAAUCAGCGGUUCCCAAACGCUCAUCUAUGGGCAGUGUUGGUCCCUGCCACUUUCCUCUCUUCUGUGUAAGAAUGAGAAACAGAGGUCAGUGUAGUAAAUUUUCCUUAAUGUGGAAAGUUAAUUAAAUUUUUUCGGUAUAAAGGACCUCAUUUAUUUGGUACAAAGAUUUCUUAUUUUGAGGUUAUCUGUAUUCCCUUUGAGGAUCGUUCUUUUCUGAAAUGAGGUUGAUCCGUCUUGGAAGUUCUUGGCCACAGCACAGUUGUCUCUAAGGUGGCCCAGGCUCCCCUUCGUCUGGAAAGGAUGGUGGGCAGCAGUUUCGUGAUUCUCCUCUAGCUUUAGAAGUGCAGCUGCUUUUUUCUGAAGAUGAUUCUUUGUCCUGGCCAGACACCACAGGGAUGUUAGGCAGAGACAGGAGGCAUGGGAACAAACAAGAAAUAAAAAGUUACUAACA
This is a messenger RNA of Suricata suricatta (meerkat), 3894 nucleotides long. Its product is annotated as histone H4-like. NCBI's taxonomy places the organism in Eukaryota, Metazoa, Chordata, Mammalia, Carnivora, Herpestidae. The transcript has 3 exons. Gene Ontology annotation, cellular component: nucleosome. The record is from RefSeq and is a predicted model, not a curated record. Bases 42 to 464 code for a protein of 140 amino acids. Gene Ontology annotation, molecular function: protein heterodimerization activity; structural constituent of chromatin; DNA binding. Gene Ontology annotation, biological process: nucleosome assembly.